UCGAUAACGACGCCUUGUGCGACGCGCCUUCGCACUGAGGAUCGUACGCACACUAUGCUACCUUUGGGCACAGAUAUAAGAGCGAUUCAGAAAGUUUAUUACGAGAUAAUUUGAAGAGAUUUUUACCAAAGAUUUUAAGUUUUUCAAAUAGAGUUACCAAGCAAGAAAUUUGUAGAAUGGUGUACUUACAGCGAGCUCUUUUUUCCUUGGUGUUCCUUAUUACGUAUUCCGUGACGUCAGCAACCAAAGGUCAGCUCUGGGACUCUGUAGAAUCAGACUUAGAUGACACGAUUGAAAGUGGGGACCCAGUUCAUAAACCAUUAAUAAACUUUUUAAUUAAUCCCAAAGACCUUCAUAAGGCAGGCAUACCAGAAUCAUCAAGUGAAGAAAAAAGAUUUGGGUUUGCUCCAAUGCGAGGAAAAAGAUUCAACAACGACGUGGAAUUCCCAUUAGUUCGGAACAAUAAACGUGCUCGCUUUUUCGGUCUUCGAGGCAAAAGAGUUCCAAGUCUAGAACAGAGGCUUUCAGAUGAAGACUUUAAGAAUAUUCUUGGAAAACUAUUGAACGAUGCGUAUGAUUUUUCAACGAAUUCAAACGAUGCAGAUUCAAGUCUUGAGAAAAGAUUCCGCUUUACUGCUUUGCGAGGGUAACUAAUAAAACCAUCCCUGGCUAGAAAAGCAAAAAAAUAACUUACUUUACAGAAUAUGGUGCAUUUAUCUUACGAUACCAUUGGAACGCUUUAUUUAAAAGUUUUAUGUGUGUUCGACAAGACAUCUUACCACAGAUGGCCUAUAAAAGUCUGCAAUCGAGGAAAUUCAGGUUCAAAUGUAAUUGUUCACAUUUUAUAGUUCGCACAAGUAUACUAGCAUUCAUAUAUAUGUUAUCAGCACAAACAUGAGUCAUUGCAAAUACUGUUACCUUUGGUUUGUUUGAAAUUAAAUUAUGCAUCAUUCAA
Molecule: messenger RNA, 955 nt
Organism: Magallana angulata
Lineage: Eukaryota; Metazoa; Mollusca; Bivalvia; Ostreida; Ostreidae
Exons: 4
Coding region: 177-650 (157 amino acids)
Source: RefSeq, a predicted model, not a curated record